Molecule: messenger RNA, 843 nt
Organism: Quercus lobata
Lineage: Eukaryota; Viridiplantae; Streptophyta; Magnoliopsida; Fagales; Fagaceae
Exons: 1
Coding region: 1-843 (280 amino acids)
Source: RefSeq, a predicted model, not a curated record
AUGGUCAAUGAGAUAGAUGAUGAUUUUAACGAUGUAGCCAUCAGUACUUUCAAACUCGGCCUACCUUCCAAGCAUGGUUUAUGGAAUUCUUUGACUGGAAAACCUCUUACCAGUAUACGCCAACUCAUGGAUCGGAUUGAUAAAUAUAAGAGGGUUGAAGAAGACCGGCAGCAAGAUAAGGGGAAAGGCAAGGUUAUCCCUCAGGAGAGGAGGGAUUUUAGGUUGGAUCGUUAUAGCAAUAACAAAACCCGAAGGGAUUUUGCUGGGCAGUCUGAGCCUGCAGCUCCUCAAGUGGUGAGCACUAUAUUCAGAGAAUCAGUGCAUCAAAUUUUGGAGAAGAUCAAGAACGAGCCAUACUUCAGAUGGUCGAACAAGAUGGGUGGAGACUCUUUGAGACGCAACCGAAGCCUUCAUUGCCUAUAUCACCAAGAGUGGGGACAUACCAUCGAAGACUGUCGAACGCUGUGGAACCAUCUGGAGCAAUUGGUAAAAGAGGGGAGGUUACAACAAUUUCUGUAUCAACCCAACGGACAAAGAGACCAAUCAAGGACAGGGGCUCGGGGGAAUGCUCCUCCAAGGCCCACAUUAGGUACAAUCAAUGUCAUUUUUGCUGCACCUGGGAAAAUUGGUUCUCACCCUACCAGGGUGAUGUCUAUAGCUAGAUCACCAACUGAGGACCCUAACUCUGAGCCAAAGAAGGCUAGAUUGGAAAUUAGACCUUCAUUGAGUUUCUCGGACAAAGACAAGAUUGGAACCAUCCAACCACAUGAUGACGCUUUGGUGGUUACCCUCAAAAUAGGGGGGUAUGAUGUGAAGAGAGUAAUGGUGGCCCAGGGCAGCUGA